AUGAGUGUGGCAUCUCGCGACGAUCACACUCCUGGGGGAAGACAUAACAAUGACUUUGCCAACAUAUGCCAAAUCAAAAUCAUGCCUAGCUUUGACGAAAUACGUUGCUCUCGAACCGAAUAUCUUCCCAUUGUCGACCCAUCUCAAUGGCACAUUCCUGGUAUCGACGGCUUGCUGGAUCGAAACUUUCGACUGCUGCGAGAGGAUACGGUUGGCCAGAUUCGUGAUACUGUCCGCCAUGAAAUCAUACCCGGUGCAAAUAAAACAAAGCCUCCUCUGCACAGGCUUGUACACCGUGGGGUUCGUCUUCUCAAUGUUGGUUUCCACUGGCUUUUCGGUCUCUACUUUGAGGUCGAUUUCCCCCAGCCCUCGGUAAUUGUGAAAUCCCCAGUUCACCUGCGACAGAGAUGGUGGGAGGAAUCCAGACGCCUCAGACCCGGUGACCUUGUGUGCCUGGUCAUUCAGAAGGACUUGAUCGUGUUCUGCACGGUGGCAGAUCAGGCAAUGAUGCAAAAGCGCAAGAGAGGUCUAACUAAGCCACACAAAAAGGGAACGGCAUCCUUGUGGAACAAUGAGAAGAGAGCAUCUGUGCAGUUGAAUCUCGUUGACUCCAGAUUUAGCAAUGUUCGACUCAUUCUCGAUGUUUACAGCCACAAAGAUCCGCCAAUGUCUUUGAUAGAGUUCCCUGGUGUUCUUCUUGCGUCGUUCGAGCCAUCUCUUAAGGCACUCCAGACCAUGAAGGCUAAAGAAAACUUGCCGUUCCCAGAACUUCUUGCUCCUUGGUCCUUGAACCCUUCAAACUCUCCUAAAACAUGGACCCCUUUGUAUGCUUCGCAGUGUGGGUUUGCAUACAACCUUCGCUGUCUUCUGAACACAGAUGUCAACUUCUAUGUUCAACCCGGUGAUUUUCCAACUCAGAGAAAACAAACGCAAUAUCUGCAGGAGAAUUCAACGCUGGAUCAUGGACAAGCAAGUGCAUUGAUUCGAUGUCUUAACAGACGCAUUGGGUUGAUCCAGGGACCACCUGGUACUGGGAAAAGCUACACCUGUGUAGCUCUUAUCAAAGUUCUACUGGCGAACAGGGAAGAGGGAAAGUUGGGGCCCAUCGUCUGUGUGACCUAUACCAACCAUGCCCUUGAUCAGCUUUUAGAGGCUCUUCUCGAACACGAGGUCACGUCACAGAUCGUUCGUGUGGGGUCACAGUCCAAAUCGGAGAAAUUGCAAGAGUUCUCUCUUUCCGUGGCCUCAAGGUGGAGCCAAAGGACCGACUGGGAGAAACGAGAGAGGUCCACCAUAAACAAGGAAUUGAGAGAUAGCGAGUUGAAGUUUGAAGCCAUUGAGAUCAAGAGAUCAAUAUCUGCGGGACGUCUCAAGCUUCAUGUCCAGCAACAUCAUGGUCGCCACUACGAUCAGUUAUUCCCACAGACACAAGAGGAUUUUGCCAGGCACGACUUCAAUCCACCAAAAGGACCUGCUCAAGAUACGUUUGGAUUGUGGAUGGAUUCCGGAUCGCCCACUGAUGCACCCCCACGAUCUACCACGAUCCUUGAAGACACCGAUGUAUUCGACAUGUCUAGACAAGAGCGCGUGAAUAUGCACGGCCAAUGGUGCAGGGAGCUCCGGGAAGAGGUGGGCCACAAAAUAGCCAAACUGGUUGAGUCCCACCAGCUUUCCAAGGUCGGCUUCGAUGCUAUUGAAGAUGAUAUGCAUCUCCGCUUCCUGGCCAAAGCAGAAGUCAUUGGGAUCACUACAUCGGGACUUGCUCGUCGAUAUGAUAUGUUUCAAAGGCUUCAAUGCAAAGUCAUGAUAUGCGAAGAAGCCGGCGAAGUCCUUGAGCCCCAUAUGCUCGCGGCAUUUCUACCUUCGGUUGAACACGCAAUUCUCAUUGGCGACCAACAGCAACUGCGUCCUCAGGUCCAAAGCUACCGCCUCUCCAGGGAAAACGUCCAGGGCGGUGGUAGAUAUUCACUUGAUGUCUCCUUAUUUGAGAGGCUGGUGAGCUCAUCGAAAGUAACACCUAUGAGCUGUGGUCAUAUGUACAACACGCUGCAAGUUCAACGUCGAAUGCACCCACAGAUCUCUCAAUUGGUGCGGGGCACUCUUUAUCCACACAUGCAAGACAUUUCUUCUGCUCAACACUAUCCGGAGAUUCGUGGAAUGCGGAAAAGGCUAUAUUGGCUGGAUCACCGCUCAAUGGAAGAUUCCCAAGAGCAUACGAAGAAGGGUGUAGCUCAACGUUCAGCAGCAAAGGGACCUUUGAGCGAGGAUGGCAUGUCUACUUCGCACUGGAACAAACACGAAAUUGAAAUCAUCACCGCCCUGGUACAUCAUCUCGUGCGACAAGACUACUCGGUUGGGGAAAUAGCUGUGUUAACGCCCUAUCUGAACCAGCUCCAGAAUUUACGACAACGGCUUGCUAAGGAUUUUCCAAUUGCAGUGGGAGAUCGUGACCAGAACAAUAUUGCGCAUGCAGGAUACAUGGACAACAUCAGACCCCAAGACUUGACUCAAGCCAAACAGGGCGGUCUCCGAGUAGCAACUGUGGAUAACUUUCAAGGGGAAGAAGCUCAGAUUGUUCUGAUAUCUUUGGUCCGAAGCAAUAGCCAACGCCAGUGUGGCUUUCUGCGCACUUCAAAUCGGAUCAAUGUCUUGCUAUCGCGAGCACAACACGGGAUGUACAUCAUUGGAAACUCGGAAACAGCGCGACAUGUUCCUAUGUGGGCCAAGGUCAUUGAUAUUUUGAAACAAGGCCAGAAUAUCUCGAAAUCACUGGAGCUGAUGUGUCCCCGUCAUCCAGACACAGUGAUCAGAGUCUCAGCACCAAAAGACUUCGCCGCACUCUCUCCUCAGGGAGGUUGCAUCCAACGUUGUGACCAACCUCUGCGUGUGAUCAACCCCUCGAUGGAUGUGAGCACAAAUGCCCAAAUCCAUGUGGGCGACCCUGCCCUAACAGGUGCUUGGUCAAAAUGA
Messenger RNA from Penicillium brevicompactum, 2970 nucleotides. RefSeq names its product DEAD/DEAH box helicase. The coding region runs from base 1 to 2970 and encodes 989 amino acids. The record is from RefSeq and is a predicted model, not a curated record. Gene Ontology annotation, cellular component: nuclear RNA-directed RNA polymerase complex. Gene Ontology annotation, molecular function: helicase activity. Gene Ontology annotation, biological process: regulatory ncRNA-mediated heterochromatin formation. The transcript has 2 exons. Lineage: Eukaryota; Fungi; Ascomycota; Eurotiomycetes; Eurotiales; Aspergillaceae.